This is a messenger RNA of Ylistrum balloti, 1939 nucleotides long. RefSeq names its product synaptic vesicle glycoprotein 2C-like. Gene Ontology annotation, molecular function: transmembrane transporter activity. Gene Ontology annotation, cellular component: membrane. Lineage: Eukaryota; Metazoa; Mollusca; Bivalvia; Pectinida; Pectinidae. Gene Ontology annotation, biological process: transmembrane transport. The coding region runs from base 257 to 1828 and encodes 523 amino acids. The transcript has 13 exons. The record is from RefSeq and is a predicted model, not a curated record.
AUGUUAUGUGUUCAUUUCCAAGGGAGUAGGUCAAGAAAAUCAUUCUAUUUACCGACCCGUCCAUCCAGGUUUCUUGCGUAAGCGUACUCGUAUCAAUACAUAAAACCAGGAUACCACUUGUGAUCACUGUAGUCGGUUUAUUGAUCAUCAGACAAGACGCCUGUCAACCGGAUCAAAUUAUGAACUGAGUGUAUGGUAUGGAGCUUCAAGGAUAUGAGAAGAAUUCUGAAGGUAUUUUAUAAGCUCAAAAUUAACAAUGAUGACUGAGGAAGCGAAAAACUCUGAUCAUGAUGAACGGUCUCAUCUGAUGUCUACAGAACAAGGCUGCAAUAACCUGUAUGCUGUAACUUAUGAGGAGGCAAUUAGCAAAACAGGGUAUGGAAAAUUCCAUUUUAUGGUGCUGGCAUUGUGUGGAUGGGCUGUGUCCAGUGAUGCUAUAGAAGUCCUGUCCAUCUCAUUUGUGUUGCCAGCAGCACAAUGUGAUCUUAACCUGACUUCGAACGACAAAGGAUGGCUCAACUCAAUCAUAUUUGUUGGUAUGAUGUUAGGUGGAUAUGGAUGGGGCUCACUUGCUGACCAUUAUGGCCGUAGACAAGUCUUACUAGGCUCACUAACCGUUAAUGGACUUGCAGCACUUGCAUCAAGUUUCUCUCAAACAUUUUGGCUUUUCUUGUUGUUGAGGCUGUUCAGUGGAAUAGGUGUAGGAGGAAGUAUUCCAGUUAUCUUCUCCUAUUUUACGGAGUUUCAGCCAAAAGAAAAACGAGGAACUAUGAUCAGUGUCCUAGCAACAUUUUGGAUGUUUGGAAACAUCAUUGCUGCAGGGUUGGCUUGGAUCAUCGUACCUCUUGAUAUUGGCUACUUCUCAUCAACUUUCACCUAUGACAGCUGGAGGAUCUUUAUUGCGAUCUGCACUUUUCCAAGUCUGUCUUCUGCAGCUCUUUUCUUUUUGAUGCCAGAAAGCCCCAAAUUUCUGUUGAAUGUAGGUAAAGCAGAGCAGGCAGCUGUAGUGCUGAAAAAGGUUUACGAUAUCAACAAUCCAAAAGCUAUCAUACCAUUUGAAGUGGAGACCAUAGUUUUGUCAUCAGAUAACAAAACAGAAUCACUUCACCGCAUCAAUGCCAACAAGAAUGUCAAACACACGUGUGGCUCAAAGUCUGUCACAAGGCUGUUGAACUCCACAUUUGAACUACUUCAAGCUCCCCUACGUCGAUCCACCAUCAUUCUGCUGACUGUUUCCUUCACCAUUAGUUUUGGGUACUAUGGGCUGUGGAUGUGGUUUCCUGAGUUGUUUUCUCGUGUAGAGAAAUAUGGUGGAUCUCCCUGUGAUCAUGUGAAGGUCGUUAAUGCCACAUCAAACAACCACACCUGUAUAAUUCCAGAUAAUUGGACGUAUCAGUCGGGAUUCCUCACAGCACUCUCCAACUUGCCGGGAAACUUGUUCACAAUAUUCCUUAUGGAUAGACUCGGUCGAAAGACAAUACUAGUGAUUGGUAUGCUGGGAUCUGGUGUGUCAGUGUUUUUCAUCCCCUUAAUCCACAAUAAGAUCCAGAAUCUCUUGCUCUCCUGUACAUUUGGUCUCAUCUCCACACUGGCCUGGAAUGCUCUUGAUGUGCUUCAGGCUGAGCUAUUUCCAACUGGUGUCAGGUCAACAGCUAUGGGAUUGUCUUCUGCAGCAAGUAGAAUUGGUGCAAUCCUUGGAAACCUUGCAUUUGGGGAAUUAGUGGAUGUUCACUGUGCAGUGCCUAUGAUAAUGGUGGCAGCUCUUCUUGUUCUGGGCGGACUUACCUCCCUUAAAUUACCCAAUACAACCAAAAUAGACAUUCAUUAACCACUGCCUUACACACUAUAGUACAAGUUCACUAUAACCUAGCUACUUUAUCUGGUAUAAUUUUAUCUAGAUCCAUCUACACUGGGUUUGAAUUAGUCCAAAUAGUUUCCU